AUGAGUUCGUCGCGCUCUACGCCCGCAGCCAGUAGUCCUCGUAUCGCUGGAGUGAGAAAAAACAGAGCCAAGAAAGUGCAGGAAGCAGAUGUCGUACUUCAAGCACCCUUGAGUGUCUUGACCAAGGACUCUGACACACCCUUGAGGGAUAUGGAGGCAUGGGCCAACAGAUCGGUGGAAGAAAGACGUUCGGAGGUGACCAAAGCCAACAAGAUUGCGAGGCCUAUGAACAGGUUCAUGCUGUACCGUUCCGCAUAUGCUGAGCGUACCAAGAAAUGGUGCGACCAGAACAACCACCAGAUAGUGUCGAAAGUGACCGGCCAAAGCUGGAAGAAGCUGGAGCCCAAAGAGAUCAAGGAUUACUACGACCGACUGGCGACGAUAGAAAGAGAGAAUCAUCAGAGAGCAUUCCCGGAGUACAAGUUUUCACCU
Messenger RNA from Aureobasidium melanogenum CBS 110374, 432 nucleotides. RefSeq lists its product as uncharacterized. Gene Ontology annotation, cellular component: nucleus. Gene Ontology annotation, molecular function: DNA-binding transcription factor activity, RNA polymerase II-specific; RNA polymerase II cis-regulatory region sequence-specific DNA binding. The transcript has a single exon. NCBI's taxonomy places the organism in Eukaryota, Fungi, Ascomycota, Dothideomycetes, Dothideales, Saccotheciaceae. Gene Ontology annotation, biological process: regulation of transcription by RNA polymerase II. The annotation marks the transcript as partial. The record is from RefSeq and is a predicted model, not a curated record.